Molecule: messenger RNA, 2941 nt
Organism: Caenorhabditis sp. 36 PRJEB53466
Lineage: Eukaryota; Metazoa; Nematoda; Chromadorea; Rhabditida; Rhabditidae
Source: the annotation of a GenBank genome assembly
AUGCUGAGUUUGGAUGUGUCCACUAAAAAAACCGAGCUUCAAUGGGCUAAAGAAGGUUCAACAAAAACUAUAUAUAUAACUGUGACUAAAUUAUUCAGAAUCUCUCAUAAAUACAGCAUCAGUAGAGAUGGUUGAUUUGCCGCUGUCCGAAAGUCAGCAAAUGAUUGAGGAUGAAUUCGAAGAAGGAGAACGUUUGUUUGCUGACGAAAUUGCUUAAAAUAGUUCAAGCUUUCAGAGAAUAUUAUUUCUGCUUUCAUGCGUCGUUUACAAGUUCAAUUUGGUCAACUCUGUCGGUUGAUCUCGAAAUCUGUAGAAAAGAUAGUACUUAUCGGUUCUUCCUUGUCUAUUCAAGGAAAUGGCUUGUCAGACUUCAUUCAAUCAGUCCGUACUGUUUCUAAUUCAAUGUAAUUCAAUCUGAAAAUAGUUGUUCAAAUGAUGUUCCUUUCUAACAUUUUAGAGGGAACUCGGCCCUAUUCGAAAGAGACUACUUCAAUCUAAGAAAAGUUAUUAUUGUCGCAACCACGGACGGAACAGUUUUUGGAAUCGACAGUAAUGACGGCAACAUACUGUGGAAAAUUUGGUUAGGAGAAGAAUUUAACCCACUAGAAGUUUCCACAAACACGCCGCGCGUUCCAUUGUUUGUACAAAGAACUACAGCGCACUAUCAACUUGAAGGGCUCGCUUCCGUAAUUUAUUCCAAGAAGGUGAGCUGUCAGUGUUGUUUUGCAAUUGUCUCUUGUUUAACUAGAUGAGCAAGACUGGCGUCAUUCUUUCUUUCAACCCUAUGAUAGGUAAAAUAACAACAAAAACUUUUUUGGAUUACCCAAUCAAACGGUAUUUUGCAAAUUUCAAUUUCGAUAUUUAAAACUGAAUUUUGCAGAAUUACUUUGUUACCAACUCAUGCAAAAGAACAUGUGCUCCCCGUGAUGGUGAUUGGACAAAAUAAUGAAGUGGGUGAUCAAUUUCUAAGUACCCACCUUUGCUAUCCUUUUCAGAUUACCAUAAAUCCUUCCGUAUCCAAAGAAGAACUUGAUAGUUGUCCUCCACUUCACCUAAUUGAUAUUGAUUCUAAAUCGCAUUCUCUUCGAGGACUCAAAGUGGACCUUUCAAGAAAAAUAAUAGAUAUUGUAUGGAAUGGUUAUGCUGGAUUAGGAGUUAACGAUGAAAUCAUAGCUGUGAAAGGGAAGCCGUUCAAUCGUGAGUUCAGAGCUGCAUUUUUAUGGAAAUGCAUUCUACUCUUUACAGAAAAAGUACACUCCCAAGGCAGGGUCCUCACAGAUCGUGAUGUACAGUAUAAAUACGUCAAUCCUAAUUUAGUAUACAAAAAAAAAGUACAACAACAAUACCGUUAAUUUUUAGGCUGCUAUCGCUUCUCUGGAUAAAUCCUCACAACAGCUAUCAAUUGUUUUGGUCGAUAUAGUGACAGGGCAGGUUGUGCAUAGUGCUUCUUUUGGAAAAGCUGGCGGACCCAUACAUCUCGUUCAUUCCGAAAACUGGAUCGCUGUAAGUUCAUUAUUAUUAUUUCAAAAGUUCCUUUUGUGUGUUUGGUGACCAAACUUUGGUCUCGAUGUUGAAUAUUUAUUUCAGUACGCUUACUGGUCGGAAAAAGGAAGACGAACAGAGCUCGGAAUCAUAGAAUUGUAUGAAGGUUCCGAGAAGCAGUUCCAGAAAGUAAGUUCAGAAAAGCUUUUCUGUAAGCAGAAAUCGGAAUUAUUCUUUCAUUCGUUUUUCUCAGUUUGUUGUGGGUUAAUCAGCGUAAGUUGUUUUUCGUUUUUUUUCACAUCGCUGAUGUAAAUUUUUUGAAAAUCGAAAAAAAACCGACGCCGAAUAACCCCAUUCUUUUUUUUAUACUUUUUUUCUUAAACGAAAAUAAGAAAUGAACACGUGAACUUUCAAACGAUUCUGAGAAACGAACAAGAGCGUUAGUUCUGGGCUCCAAAAGUCUCGUAAAUAAACAAAAAACGGAACAGACCCUGUAAGACUUACUGAGACUAUGCCGAAUCAGAACCUGUCAUAACAUGACUUUUCGUAAUAAAAACUACCUGGAGAUAGGUUCUGAUUCGAACAGUUCUGAUCCGAGACAGUUCUGAUUUCGGGUAGCCUCCGUUCAUUAAUAAAAAUCCUAAUGAUGGUUUUCACAGGAGAUGUUCGACUCAUAUCUUCUCAACAAACAGCCUGCAAUUGUUAUGUCACAAAGCUACAUCUAUGCACAUGGAAUUGAUUCGAUGACUGUGUCAGAAACAGGUAGAAAUUCUGAACUUCCGACUGAAAUUUUAUCACUUCACCUUUAUUAUUAAGAGAAAGGCCUUACCACUCGAUCUUUAUUGCUUGCUUUGCCAGCGGGGGGAAUUCACGAAGUUUCACGGAAACUUUUGGAUGCCACUCGUCCGAUGGACCUUACUCCAGCCUUGAGAGAAGAGAUGGUUAUCGGUUACAUGCCUGAAAUAGCCGCAGCUCCUGAGGAAAUGAUCAAUUACAACAAAACUGUUUAUCGAGUUAAAGGAAUCAAAACAUCGUAAGGCUCUUCCAACUCUAGUCGCGCCGCAUCGUCAUAGGAGAGGAAAUGUGAAAGUAUUGUUGAUCAUACUUAGCUGACAAAUUUCUAUCGACAAACCGCGUGCGUCUAAAUAACAUGCGCAGACUUCCUGAAAUUUCCUAUUUUGAAGCCCUAGACUUCGAUGUUACUUUUCAGCUCAUCUGGACUUGAGUCGACUAGCUUAGUUCUAGCUUUCGGAACCGAUUUAUUCUUCACCAGAUUAGUACCGUCGGGUACCUUCGAUAUUCUAAAGGCAAGUCAAAAUUGUGGAAAAUAGAUUACCGUAAUUUUUAGGAUGAUUUUGAUCAUAUUCUGAUCUCUACGGUGCUUACUGGAUUAGUGUUCGGAUCUUAUGUUACAAAGCAGUUAGCGCGGUCAAACGCGCUAGCUUCCCAGUGGUCUUAG